Molecule: messenger RNA, 702 nt
Organism: Tetrahymena thermophila SB210
Lineage: Eukaryota; Ciliophora; Oligohymenophorea; Hymenostomatida; Tetrahymenidae
Product: transmembrane protein, putative
Exons: 2
Source: RefSeq, a predicted model, not a curated record
AUGGAAAAGUAUAAGGUCCAAGUUAAAAUAAUUUAAAGAUUAAUUUUAUUAUGCUUGAGAAUCUUAAAUGUUUAAAAUAGUAGAGCAAGAAAUAAUACUAAUUAAAAAUAUCUUUAGAAGCUUUUAGUCAUAAAAAAUAGAAACAUUUUUUAUAGAAUUAAGAUUUCAAUUCUUUUUUUAUGGUUAAAUAGAAGCAUUAGUAAAUUCCUUCGAUUUUGCUAUGUAGUAAUGUCUUUAGAAAAAUGUUUUUAGCAUCUUUAUAAUUUUUACUGUCAUAUUUUUUGGUUUACUUAUGCUAGCAUAAAUUUCUUUGUGUAAUAAUUGCAGCAGGAGUAGAAAUAAAAGUAUGGCAAUCAACUUUAUUCAUAUGUUAAAAGCAUUUCUUUAAAUUCAAUAUUAUAUUCCUUCUUACUAACUUAAUUGCUGACUUACUUACUUACUUACUUAGUAACCAAUAAUAAUAAUAAUCACAUAAUUAUAAUGUUAAUAAAGAAUUUUUGUGAAAUCAAUAUAAACCUAACAAUAUACAUAAUAAAAUAUAAUGGCUAAAUAAAUAUAAAUAAAUAAAUAAAUAGCUAUUUGCUGAUUUUUCUUUUAGAUUUACAGAAUUAAUUACCAUGCAAUAACUUUCUAAAAUAGAAGUAAAAAAUAUAUUGGUAAUAUAUUAACCAAAAUUUUAAUAAAUUAAUAAGUAUGCUUUGA